AUGUCACAGCCACCAGACCUCACCUUCUCGAGCUUUCCCGCACCCAGCAAGUCACACAGCAACACCAUCGCUGGCAUUCCCACCCAAAUAACCGCCCUAAACUUCGCCGACAAGCUCGUCCUCACAGUUUCUCAAUCCGGCCGUUUGAACCACUGGCUCCAUGUUCCUCUUGCUGGAGGUCGCCCUCUAGACAACGGUUUCCUGAAUCCAUCCUCCGAGACCGAUGUUGAUGCGAGUCUGUUGCCGUUUGCGCAUUUGACGGCGACCACCGUGUUAGGAGGCACAAGAGGAGAGUUUGAGGUACUGGGACAGACGUUGGCGACAACGCUUGCUACGGCGCUGUUGAUGAGAAAUCCUGAAGAGCAGAGGAUGCUUGUGGUGGGCUUGGGCUUGGAGAAGGCUGAUCAGGGAAGAGAGGCUUUUGAUGAGUUGAUCGGAGCUUGUCUGGAGUGUCUGUGA
Molecule: messenger RNA, 459 nt
Organism: Aureobasidium musti
Lineage: Eukaryota; Fungi; Ascomycota; Dothideomycetes; Dothideales; Saccotheciaceae
Source: the annotation of a GenBank genome assembly